CUGCGACCUCUGAUUGGAGGACGUAUGUUUACGUAGCAACGGUCCGGAAAAUGUCGCUCAGGCCAGUCCGAAAAAACUUCCGCCUUAAGUUGUAAAGAAAACAGAGAAGCUAAAAGGCAAUCGACGGCGUAUUCAUCCAUUAAAGGAAGUCAGAGCAAAGGCUCACUCUGGAGCUUGUGUGGUUUUCAGAGUGUGUGUGAGGGUGAGUGGGUGAGUGUAUGUGUGACUGUGUGUGAGCUCCAAUUUCCUCCUCGCUAUUUCACCAAGAGCUGCUCCUCCCUGGAGGAUGACAAUGGAGGACACGAAGAAUGAAGCGGAGACAAACUCCAUGGUAUCCAUGACGCUGUACGCAGUGAUGUACCCAGUUUUCAAUGAGCUGGAGAGGAUCAACCUAUCAGCAGCUCAGACACUCAGAGCUGCCUUCAUAAAGGCUGAGAGGGAGAACCCUGGUCUGACUCAGGACAUCAUAAUGAAGAUAUUGGAGAAAAAGAAUGUCCAGAUCAACUUUACUGAAUCUUUACUGCGCAUGGCAGCUGAUGAUGUAGAAGAGUUCAUUAUUGAGCGCACUGAGCAGGAGUUUCAGGACCUGAAUGAGAAGGCAAGAGCCCUGAAACACAUCCUCAGCAAAAUUCCAGAUGAGAUCAAUGACAGAGUACGUUUCCUACAGACUAUCAAAGACAUAGCCAGCGCCAUAAAAGAGCUUCUGGACACAGUCAACAAUGUCAUUAGGAAAUAUCAGUACCAGAAUCGCAGAGCUCUGGAGCACCAGAAAAAGGAGUUUGUUAAAUACUCCAAAAGUUUCAGUGACACCCUCAAAACGUACUUCAAAGAUGGAAAGGCAAUAAAUGUCUUCAUCAGCGCAAACCGGCUCAUCCACCAAACCAACCUCAUACUGCAGACCUUCAAAACUGUGGCCUAGCCCCUGGAGACUACAGAGUCUCCCCCCCUCGUCACGCGGGGAGCAACUGCUAGAUAGGUGCAAGCUUGAGGAGCGCCUGACCCAUUUAUGUAAAUUAGAAAGAGUUGAUUUUAGGGUUGGGGGUUCGAUUCCGUUGGAGUCGAGAUUCUAGAUUCCAGUUCAAGAGACUGAAAAGUGCCAUUUGUAUUUUUCAAUGAGGAUUUUCCAGUCUUGAAAUGGAACUGAAUGGGCCCAAAGUCUUGGUUGAUCAAUUUUUAUUUGGACAGUUUUAAUUUAUAACCGUGGUCUUGUUGGGAGUAGGUGAGGCGAAGUGUUUAUUAAAGACUAAUUGCCAUUUUUCUAAUAUAUUCAUGUUGAUCAUUUUACUUUUAGCUUUUCAAUCAUGGCUAGACAAGACCAUGGCUACACAUGAGACCACAUUCAGUCUCUGCCCUCUCUGCUGGUUGUCUCUCCCCGUCUUCAUUUCACCUUAGUGCAGGUGAAAUGACCGUGAGGAGAGAAAGCAGUGUUGGACAUUGAAAAGGUAGACUCAGAUUUCAUUUCUCUUUAUCAUCAGAAGACAGAAAGCCAAAUGACUUCGAGCACAGUGUGCGCCUUACUAAGUCCUGUAACAUUCCCUCCUCUGAGUGUAAUGAAGUGAAGCCAGUCCCUGCUGUUGGGGGAUUUACAGAGAGAAAUGAAAUUUCUGUAUUUAACUGAUAUCUGGUUGCAAAUGUUCAAUAAAUAGUUUCCAAAUGA
Molecule: messenger RNA, 1657 nt
Organism: Betta splendens (Siamese fighting fish)
Lineage: Eukaryota; Metazoa; Chordata; Actinopteri; Anabantiformes; Osphronemidae
Gene: pdcd10b
Product: programmed cell death 10b
Exons: 8
Coding region: 287-919 (210 amino acids)
Biological process (GO): regulation of Golgi organization; positive regulation of MAP kinase activity
Cellular component (GO): Golgi apparatus; FAR/SIP/STRIPAK complex
Molecular function (GO): protein kinase binding
Source: RefSeq, a predicted model, not a curated record